This is a messenger RNA of Spodoptera litura, 443 nucleotides long. RefSeq lists its product as uncharacterized. Lineage: Eukaryota; Metazoa; Arthropoda; Insecta; Lepidoptera; Noctuidae. The record is from RefSeq and is a predicted model, not a curated record.
UUGAAUGAAUUAAAUAACACACACAGUACAGAGCCAGAGUGCGCAGGCGACAGACGUGUCUUUGGUGUUUAUUAUUCAGUUUGUGUAAAAGUGUUCGUGUAAAAAUGAAAAUUACGUUACUCCUCAUCGCCGUGUGCCUGGCCGUCUGCCUGGCGUCAGCUGCCAGUAUAAGCUCUGACAGAAGACACGUGCUUAUCAACAAGCCCAAGAUUGACGAAUUUGGGCCUCGAGCUAAGCGGUCGCCUUGGCCUUGGGCGAGGCCUGGAGGCGGGGUCAAAGGCUACAGGCCUGCUGAAGCGCCACCUAGUGAGCUGCAAAAGAAAGUGCGUAAGGGUGAAUUUGUUUGCGGGAAUAAAAUAUGCAAGUUGGAGCCGGGAGUCGAACCGGCAGGGUGUAAUGGACUCUGUCAAUAUCCUAUACAUUAAUAAAGUAAUUUAAGUAAA